Chiloscyllium plagiosum (whitespotted bambooshark) is the source of this 1505-nucleotide messenger RNA. Lineage: Eukaryota; Metazoa; Chordata; Chondrichthyes; Orectolobiformes; Hemiscylliidae. The record is from RefSeq and is a predicted model, not a curated record.
UCCCGGUGUGUACUGGAGACUGAGUCAGUGUCCCGGUGUGUAUUGGAGACUGAGACAGUGUCCCGGUGUGUACUAAAGGCUGAGGCAGAGUCUUGAUCAUUUCGGAGGUUUCAAGGGGGGAUAUGGUGAGGGGUGUGUUGAAUCUCGGAUUAGCCACGGUCCCGUUGGACUGUGGACCCCGUUUGAGUGGGCCGAAGAAGCUGCUCUCAUUCUGUUUGUGAUUAUCUUGAUCUGUAUCCCGCUUGGAGUGGUAGUGUUGGGGUGGACGGAGUAAUAUCCAACCAGCUGUUUCCACAGCUCGGACUGACAGAUCCCCCACAGGAAUGAGCUCCCCGGAUGAGGGCACAGAUUGGCUCUUGCAGCUCCUGAAGGAGGUCCAGCUCGAACAGUUCUACCUGCAGAUCCGCGAUGACCUCAAUGUCACCCGCCUCUCGCAUUUCGACUUCGUGAAGACCACCGACCUGGAGCGGAUCGGAAUGGGCCGUCCCGGACAUCGCCGUCUCUUCGAGGCUGUUAAAAGGAGGCGUAUGGUGGGCCGCCCGAAAUCCUGGAUGUCCAAGAUGUUCAGUGCACGGAGUGGCGACUAUUACGACCAGGCCCCUUACACAAGUGGCCCUCCCUCAUCGGCCAUGGAGCCUGAGGCCGCUCCGAAGAGUCUGAUUAACGACAGGGACCUGUUGUUGUGCGAGCGGCUGGGGAACGGAUCCUUCGGGGUGGUGAGGCGAGGAGAGUGGAGGUUACCGAAUGGCCACGUUAUAAACGUGGCGGUGAAGUGUCUGAGAUCGGAUAUCUCGAGCGAGACGGACGCCAUGGCCGACUUCCUGCAGGAGGUGAAUGCGAUGUACGCCUUCGACCACCCCCACCUCAUCCAGCUCUACGGCGUCACCCUCACCCACCCCAUGAAGAUGGUGACAGAGUUGGCCCCAUUAGGCUCUCUCUAUGAUUACCUGAGGGCGAGACACAGCGCGUUCCCCAUCCACCGGCUGUGGCUCUACGCUGUCCAGGUGUGUGAGGGAAUGGAUUACCUGGAAUCCAAGCAUUUCAUCCACCGGGACCUGGCAGCCCGGAACGUUCUGCUGGCAUCCGAGGACGUGGUGAAGAUCGCUGACUUUGGUCUGACUCGCUCCCUCUCCAGCUCCAACCAUUACGUGAUGCAGGCUCAUCGCAAAAUCCCCUUCGCCUGGUGUGCUCCGGAGAGCCUCAAAUCCGGAACGUUCUCCCACGCGUCGGACGUCUGGAUGUUCGGGGUGGUGCUGUGGGAACUGUUCUCCUACUGCGAGGAGCCCUGGAUGGGCAUGUACGGCCGGGAGAUACUGCUGCUGAUCGACCGGGAGAGGCGGCGACUGGAGCAGCCCCUGGACUGUCCCUCAGAGAUGUACUCGGUCGCCCUGCAGUGCUGGGCCCCGGACCCUGAGCAACGGCCCAGCUUCGCCGCCCUGAGACCCCUCCUCAAAGAGGUAAAACCCCCCACCCCCACCCUCACCCGGGAGGGAGAUAGGGAGUGA